AGUAUUUUGCACCUCUCUCCGACGAGAAGGCCACGCCUGCCCCACAUUGGAGCGUAGACGUCGCGCUGGUUAAGUGAGGUGCCACGCUUGUCGAUAUACACAUACAUGUAUUGUUGUUACUUCUAUGUUCCUUGUGCGUUGCGGCUUUCACUCCCGAUUAUUUUCCGAGUUUCUCUGUUUUCUCGAGUUCUUUUCUCAUUCGCACGCCUAUUAUCCAUACUUCUACUGCUGACAGUUGUUUGACGUGACGCCGCGAUCCAUACAACACACAUUGUACUUUUUAUUUAUUCAUUUAUUUAGGCGUCAACUACUCUGCUGGAAGAAGUUUUUUUUCUGAGCAGAUAGCUUUUGGUUUUCGCUUCAGUGAUCUCAAUGAUCUACACUCUGGGCCUGGUGCUCUACGAGCCACCAGCUGAGAGGCCGUUGGGGGAGUGGGUCACCAACGUGGCGGUGCGCCGCGGACUCAAGGAGGACCUGGACGAGGUGCAGUGCAGCUGCGUGUCGGACAGCACAGAGGAAAGUGCACACGACAGCACGAGUAGCAGCCCUGGCGGCACCACCACCGCGCUUCAGGCGGUCACUGCGCACCUGGAGGCGGCGCUCGCCUCUAAGCAAGCGUCCGCCGCCGGCGUUGAUGCGUCGUCCUCCAUUCGACUGCUGUGCCUUGUCGUCGUGAUUUUCUGGGAUGGACAGGCGGAGAAGAGCAGGGCGAGUCUCACACAGCUGAAGCAGCUGAGCGACAAAAAAUGGUUGUCUGUCCAUGUGCCCGACUGGGGGGAGCAGGUCGAGGUGGUGGUGCAGGCCCUCAACGCGAAGAAAGGUGAGGCGAGUAUCAUGCUCAACGAAGCGGCGCUCGUCUCGAGUCUGCGCAAGAAACUGCAGACGUCCACGAUGGCCGCGAAAGGGUGGUGGAGAGAGGGUCAAGUGAAUCGCACACAUGCCGCAGCCGCGUCCAAUGCGCCGGCACAACACGCCGAUCCGGCUGCGUCUUCCUCCCUGUCCUCCACCUCCCAGCCGCCUCACGGCUCGAACGCAAACGCUGGCGCUGUCUUGGGCGAAAUCGAUCUCUCCGAGGCGGCGGUGCGCCGUGCUGUUGAGGACGGACAAGGGGAAUGCUUUUUCCUCCUCAGCGACCGUGAUCGACAAGGGCUGGCGGAGAAGGUGGAAAUGCUCCACAAGAGCUGCGCUGCCGCGGAACUGGGAUGUGCGCCGGUGAUGGCGGAGCCACGUGAGGUGCACCUCCCGCACGGCGGCACUGGCAACACCUCCGGUGCGAACAGCAGCAAUACGACGAGAGAAACAGCAGCGACGGCAGCAGCGUCCACAACGGCGAAAUCUUCUGCUUCUUCUUCCGCGGUCCUGUUUGCACAGGAGUUCCUGCUCCGUCGCAGCUGCCCACCGGCGGCACACCUGGAACUGCGGCUGGCGAUGUGCGGCAACGUUGACAGCGGAAAGAGCACGCUCACCUCCGUGCUCACGCGUGGGUGCCGCGACGACGGCCGCGGUCUCGCUCGCGCGUUCGUCUUCAACCACAAGCACGAGGCCAUGACGGGGCGCACCUCCAGCAUCAGCGAGAACCACCUCGGCUUUUCGGCCACGGGUGGGGUGGUGAACUACGCGCUGCUGCAGCCGCACCGGGCCGAUGCGGUGUUGCGGCCGUUGGCUCCAGCAGAGGUGGCGCGACAGCUCACUUCUGCCGUCACGCCGGCAUCGGCUGGCAGGUCAUCAUCAUCGUCGCCCGCAGCAGCAGCAGGCGCGACUGUCACUGCUGCCUCUGCCCACAUGACGCGCCCGUACACACCGCAGGAACUCGCGUCACGCAGCUCGAAGGUGGUGACCCUCUACGACCUGGCCGGACACGAGCGGUAUUUAAAAACCACCGUGCUCGGGAUGACGCGGAACAUGCCGGACUACGCCUGCAUCGUCAUCAGCGCCAACAACGGCAUUCAGCGCAUGACCAAAGAGCACCUGGCGCUGUGCCUGGCUCUGAAGCUGCCCUUCUUUAUUGUGGUUACCCGCAUCGAUGCGACGCCUCCGAACGUGCAUGAGGAGACCGUCGCGAGCAUCCACAAGCUGCUGAAGAUCCCGACGGUGCGAAAGCUGCCCUACCCGGUGCGCCGCCACGACGAGGUGAUUCUCGCUGCGAAGAACCUGCGCCACGACCGCAUCGCGCCCGUUUUUGAGGUGAGUAACGUCACCGGCAUUGGCAUUCCCGAAGUACUGCAGUUUAUUAAUCUGCUUCCUAUCCGCAAAGACUGGCGCCUCGCGCGUACGCAGCCGAAGGAGAUGAUCAUCGAUAGCACCUUCUUCGUGACGGGUGUCGGGACAGUGGUGGGCGGCAUCAUCACUCAAGGCGUUUUUCGCGUCAACGACACCGUGCUGUUGGGUCCGGACGGGUUUGGCCACUUUCGACCCGUGUCCAUCAAGUCGAUUCACAUCAAAGGCGUCGACUCGGUCGCCGCGGAGGCCGGCAACGACGCCGCGUUCUGCCUCAAAAAAGAGAAGCGCAGUGCGAUACGCAAGGGCAACAUCCUCGCCGACGCGGCCCACCCACCCACAUCGUUUUGGCAGUUCGAGGCGGAGAUUACCAUCUUGUACCACUCCACGACCAUCACGGCGAACUACGAGCCGGUGAUUCACUCGUCGACGGUGCGGCAAUCUGCGCGGAUCACCUACGUCGCGCAGGAGAUCCUGCGCACCGGCGACAAGUCCCUGGCUCGCUUCCACUUCCUGUACCGUCCCGAGUACAUGAAGGAGGGGCAGCGACUUAUCUUUCGCGAAGGGCGGACGAAGGGGAUCGGCACCGUGACGAAGCUCAUGAGUGAGCCGGACGAGCACAUUCUAGCCAAGAACAAACUGCGAAAAAAGAUGCAGGAAAAAGCGCAUGCCCCCGUCAUGGCCAGGUAG
Molecule: messenger RNA, 2907 nt
Organism: Leptomonas pyrrhocoris
Lineage: Eukaryota; Euglenozoa; Kinetoplastea; Trypanosomatida; Trypanosomatidae
Product: putative GTP-binding elongation factor tu family protein
Exons: 1
Coding region: 373-2907 (844 amino acids)
Biological process (GO): translational elongation
Molecular function (GO): GTP binding; translation elongation factor activity; GTPase activity
Source: RefSeq, a predicted model, not a curated record